Lineus longissimus is the source of this 3184-nucleotide messenger RNA. RefSeq lists its product as uncharacterized. Lineage: Eukaryota; Metazoa; Nemertea; Pilidiophora; Heteronemertea; Lineidae. Gene Ontology annotation, molecular function: zinc ion binding. The record is from RefSeq and is a predicted model, not a curated record. Bases 180 to 1997 code for a protein of 605 amino acids. Gene Ontology annotation, cellular component: nucleus. The transcript is spliced from 10 exons.
GCGAUGAAAUUUUAUUUUCUGAGCUGUCUGCUAACUUUUCGCUGCUAAAUAAUGAAUUUGGACUUGACUGGCGACGUGGAGUCUGGAGCGCACGGUCAAUCCGGCCUGAGCCCUGCCCCUGACUCCGGACUGCCCAGAGCGGCCGGCCAGGCAUUGAGGCAAGCUCUGCUCGGUCAAAUAUGGAUGUCAAAAUCUUUUCGUCAAACAAUUUAUCGACGACCCCGGAGAAAAUGAAGAAUCUCUUCGACGACCUCGGAAAAGCAACGUUACGUGGCGUGCGGAAGUGUCCCAAAUGUGGAACAUUUAAUGGAACGCGAGGCAUCAGCUGCAAAAACAAGGCCUGCAAUGCUGUGUUCAAAGACAAGGAGAAAAAGAAAGGACACAGUUCUGAGUCAGUGAAAGUUAUCACCGGGUCUACAGUGCAGGUUUUUUCGGUCCGGUUACGAGACCGGGGUCCAGACUACCGCGGAUUCGUUCAGCUGCCGCUUGUUCAAGACUUGGAUGGGAAUCCAGCGGAGAGUGUCGACCCGGCGGUUUUGUCGCAAGCCGCACGCUGUUACGUCGACAAUUGUCCGAAAAACUGUGAAACGAAUCUCCACACCGCUGCGUGUAAUCACAUUAAAGGCGCCAUUAGCUGCUCGGAGGUGGCGACACCGUUGACCUUGAAAAAUUCCGUUCUGAACUCGUUGAACGUUUCUAACGAGACUAAACAGGCAAUCUGGUUGUUAGCCACAGAGACAACUGGACCAUUAGUACAGCGCGUCACAAAAAACAUCAUGGUCGUAAAGUGUAAACCGAAUCCGAAACAACCGCUGGGAUUUCUCCACUUCUCGUUCUUUGAGAUAUCGAGGAAUAGAACUGCUCCAGAGCAUAAAUUUCAAUGUAGUUGCCGGGCAUUUAAGGCAUCUAAAACUGGAACAGGUGUACCAAAGGUGGAUGAGAGUCAGAAGCGAUGUGUUCAUUUCUAUGCCUGUAUUUGUGCGUUUGCCAGUGACGAUAAGCUGCAUGACGAGUUUGGCUAUUAUAUCAACCUGGAUAGUCAAGCCCUACCAGAGAGGAGGUUGAUAACACUCUACCAUACGGUUGAUCCAAACCAACCAUCAGACACCGGGGAGGCUGUAGAGAUAGUUAUUGAAGAUACUCUGCUGGUGCCACCAGCCAAGAAGGCAAGGAUUGAGACCGUGGCUGUUGGAGACUUGGAGGAACAAGUGCAGGCGAGCAGCGCUCUCCUGACCUUACAAGACAGCGGCAACACGCCCAAGAAGCAGACGCCCACCAAACCAAUCCAGAGUAAACCGACAGCCCCAACGCCAAAGAAACAAAUCACGAAUGCCCCAGUUGACGAGUCAGUAACGAUAGGUUUCACCGGGUGGUUGGCCAGUGUCACGGAGCGCAUUAAUCAAACAAUGCAUUAUCAAUUUGAUGGUAACCCGGAACCUCUCGUAUUCCACGCACCACAAGCAUUCUUCGACUGCCUCCAGCAGAGAAUCUCAGCCGGUCAGAAAAAGAAGCGACUUCCCAACUCGACGACUGGCUUCGUCCGCAGAGAUGCUUUACCGUUAGGCACUUUCACAAAGUACACGUGGCACAUCACGAAUAUACUGCACGUGAAACAGAUAUUUGACACCACAGAGUAUCCACUGGAAGUUACCAGAAGUUUUGUUGAAAAUCGUGACAAUACCUACGAUUUGUACGAAGUGCCGAAGGUACAAGUUGAAAAUAUUGACGAUGCUUUCCGACCGGCUGGCUCAAAGGGGCAGACGCCAAUUCGACCAUUUGAACUGAGAACAUAUCUCAAAGUCGGCAACACGACUGCAGAUCAGAAAGAACCGACACCAUUUAUAAUUGAAUGGAUACCAGAUAUACUUCCGAAAACCCAUAUAGGGGAACUACGUAUCAAAUUUGAGUACGGCCACCAAAGGAAUGGGCAAAUUGAACAUCGACCUUCUGCGCAGAAUUUGGAAUUGCAGACAAUUCAGGUUCAGCAGUUAGGAUAGGAUGUGGAAUAAUCAUAAACUGUGAUGAAAAUAAGUGUGUGUUGGAUAUGGCUGCGCAUAAAAAUUGUUUGCUUGACGUAACCCCAUAGAGAACACCCCCUUCUAAUACCUAUAAAAAGAUUUUUGGUCGGGGAAAAGAGCAAAAAUUGUUAGAAUGUUAAUUCUCUUUCUUCCAGUCUAUGGCAUUUUGUCUUUAUUUCGAGAAGUCGUUUGGGAUUUUUGAAACUGUUAGUUUUGUUUUUUAACGAAAAAAAAUUAUCUGCACUAAAGUUUUAAGAAAUGUAUGUUACAUCAAACGAACAAUAUCUAAAGGAUGGCCCCGAGUACUACUGUCAAGAAUUUAUAAAGACUAUAUAUAAAUUCUUGCUACUGCGCAUUAAAAUUUUAGUGUGUAUUUAAAAAUUUAAAUGCUGGGUUACUUGAGCAAUAUGGUGCGUUUCCAAGCACUUUGUUUCUGUGUGCUGUCAGGGGCUUUUCAUUUUGUGUCUGCAGUGAAGGGGGUUUGUAAACUUGAAGUCCAUUUUGCCCAUGCGUGCCUGCAGGUGGGGUUGAAAUUAUUAAAAUGAAAUAGUGGCAAGAAAUGAAAAAGUAAGUCGGCGCUGAUGGACAACCAGAUGAUGGGAGAGGGGAGGGUUUCCCAAAAUUUAUGGUAAGGUGUCUACAUACUUAGUAGACGACCUGAUCCCUCUUAUCUAGUAUUCGAUUAUUGUCUGAUAGGGGGCUAUUGAUAUUGUAUCUGGAUGUUGUACCGCUAGUCAUGGUAGACAUUGGGUGAUAUGAAUAAAGACAGCAAAUGCUUUUACUUCCAUUUUGCACAGAACAGCCUAGUGUAGGUGUACCUGGAGUUUUAGAAAAAAGCAUUUGCUGGUCUUCAUCAUAUCGCCCAUUGGGUCAGGUCAAGUCUUGGACAUGAGAAAGUGUAAGGUGUUGGUGUUGGUGAAUUUGUGAUGGUGUUACACCAACACCUUACACUUUCUCAACCCCAAGACUUGUCCUGACCUAUUGGAGCGUGUCUACAGGAGCGUCAGUCUUUGCACGUCGGACCCGAAUUUCGGGCUACAUCAGUGAAGUAGUUAAAGGAGAAUAUCUGUUCUGAGUUGUUUGAAAGUCGUGUAUUUCUGUAAUGCCGUGGAGGCAUUGUUACUUAUAGCAUGUCUCAAAUAAACAUGUUUCUGGUAAUUGUUGCA